Molecule: messenger RNA, 1508 nt
Organism: Aedes albopictus (Asian tiger mosquito)
Lineage: Eukaryota; Metazoa; Arthropoda; Insecta; Diptera; Culicidae
Product: WW domain-containing oxidoreductase
Exons: 1
Coding region: 184-1401 (405 amino acids)
Molecular function (GO): protein binding
Source: RefSeq, a predicted model, not a curated record
UUCGGCCAUUGGUACAACUGAUUCCUGAUACGUACACUUGAGGCUUGUGUUUAGUCUUUAUCCUUAUCUUCUCGUAGCGCGAUACCGAUACCGUACCGAUAAGCGGUAUUCUAAAGUUAAUAAAAAUAGUUCAGUUUAAGUAAAGUACACGUUUAAGUUAAUAAUUUUAAUCAAAAUAGAAUAAUGCCGGUACCCCUCCCAGAAUCGGACUCGGAAGACGAGUUGCCGCCGGCAUGGGAAGAACGAGCCACCAACGACGGGUUCGUUUAUUACGUGAAUCACCAAAGCAAAACCACUCAGUGGACGCACCCCAGAACAGGUAAAGCGAAACGAGUGUCGGGAGAGCUGCCACUGGGCUGGAGCAAACAGGUGGAAGAAACGACGGGAAAGAUUGUUUUCGUUGAAGAUGCCACUCAGAGGAAGUCCUACACCGAUCCGCGUCUGGCGUUUGCAGUAGAAGAAGCACCCCAAGUGGUGGGAGAGUUGCGGCAGCGAUUCGACAGUGGCACGAACGCCCUUCAAGUGCUCCAUGGUAGGGAUCUGAGUGGAAAAAUAGCGUUGAUCACCGGAGCCAAUGCCGGGAUUGGUUUUGAGACGGCGCGGUCACUUGCUUUGCACGGUUGUGAGGUAAUUUUUGCCUGCCGCAAUGAAUCCGCUACGAAGGAAGCCAUUGACAAAAUAGCAACUGAGAAGGAAACUGCAGGACAAAAGUGCAAGUUUGUGAAGCUGGAUCUGGCAAGUCUGCAUUCAGUCGGAAAGUGUGUUCAAGAAGUGAAAACCGAACAUAAGCAUUUGGACUAUUUGAUCUUGAAUGCUGGAGUAUUUGCCUUACCGUACAGCACUACGGACGAUGGUUUCGAAACUACUUUUCAAGUGUCACAUUUAUCCCAUUUCCAUCUGACCAAUCUUCUUUCUGAUCUGCUGGAUCAUACAUCAAGAGUUGUUGUGGUAUCAUCCGAGUCACAUCGCUUCAGCAGAUUGCCGAAAGAGUUAUCCGAAACUGAUCUUUCUCCUCCAUCCAAUAAAUUUUGGAGCAUGAUGGCUUACAACAACGCAAAACUUUUGAACGUCCUUUUCGCGUGUGAGCUGUCCAAACGAUGGAAAACACGAGGCAUAUCGGUGUUCUCGCUUCAUCCCGGUAAUAUGGUGUCAUCGCAACUUGCUCGCAACUGGUGGUUCUAUCGACUGCUGUUCACGAUUGUGAGACCUUUUACCAAAUCACUCCAACAAGCGGCCAGUACUACCAUCUACUGUGCUACAGCCCCGGAAUUGAAUGGCUUCACUGGAUUGUACUUUAACAACUGCUACGUCUGCGAUCCCAGUGGACUAUCCAAGAAUGAGCGCAUGCAGCAAAGCCUCUGGAUGCUCAGUGAGAAGAUGAUCGAACGAGCGGUAAAAUAGGUGAUGAUCGUCGGGUUCGAUGGCUCAAGAGAAGACUGCCAUGUUACUUCGUCUUAUGCAUUCAAUAAACUAUGUAACCAAUUUGUAAUAAACACCUAUUACUCCUA